This is a messenger RNA of Styela clava, 1922 nucleotides long. NCBI's taxonomy places the organism in Eukaryota, Metazoa, Chordata, Ascidiacea, Stolidobranchia, Styelidae. The record is from RefSeq and is a predicted model, not a curated record.
UAUUUCAGAUAUUAAUAACAUUUUCAUAAAAUACUGACUAUCAGGUAAAGCAAGUACAUCACAGCACUCGGAGUGAUUUGCUGACCAAAAAUGAAUGCCGAAAAUGCAAAUGCUGUCUUUCAACCUGCAGAAAAGGUGCUUAUUGUGUUUGAUGACUACAACGAAAAUGACAAAAUGAAGGCGAUAAGACCAAUGCAUGAAGGGGAAAUAAUUGAACUACAGGAACUGCACCCCGAAGCGGUCUACGGAUCGACACACACCUACAGUGCCGUCGUCAUCGAGUUCGCUGUCUAUGUGAUACAAUGGCGCAGAAGACUUUUUCGAAUCCAACCAUUUGAUGAAAAUCCUACAUGGUUGUAUUUACAAGGACCAAAUAAGUUUCAUGGAGCUGAACCACCAGCAGUGACUUUGGAUGGUUGUAUAUUUGUAUGUGGUGGAGGAUUUCAAGAAGUUGAAGUUUACAGACAAACGGAUGAAACACUUCCCAAAAUGACAAAAGCCUGUGAAAAAUAUAAUCCGGUUGUGGGGCAAUGAGAAAUGUUCAAAGAUAUGCAUUAUGAAAAAAGACUAAACGCAAUGGUCGAAGCCAGUGGCUACAUAUACAGCAUCGGUGGGAUUGGGCGGGAAAACAAAUUUGAAGAUACGAAGGUGAAUAUUAAACAAGAAAAUACUGUACCAGAUGACCCACGCGAGGUUGCUUUAUCUCUAGUGGAAAAAUACGACAAGGAAUCGGACGAAUGGAGCAUUAUGCCUCCAAUGAGAAAGUCAAGAAUUGCUCCUGCAGUUGCGAGUUAUAAUGGGAGAAUAUACGUGCUGGGUGGUGGUGGUGUGGAUGGAGAAAGUCUCCGGCUACCCGUCAAUCACGGUGAUAGGCUAUUUCGUCGUUCUGUGGAGUUUUUUGACAUAUACACCAAUGAAUGGGUACUGGCAAAAAAAGGAAUGGCAUCACCAAGAAUCAAAUUUCGGGCGUGUGUGUUUGAUGACAAAAUAUAUGCCGUGGGAGGGAAUAAAGACAGUAACAACAACGUGGAGCAAGCUAAUAUACAAGACAUCCGUGGAGAAGGAGACGUAGUGGGCCAGGGUGCUGAGGUGUGGAACGUUGCGGAAUGGAUUGGAGAAAUGAGUGAAUGGAAUUACAUGGCUACGCUGCUAAUGAAUGUACCAACUGAACAGAUGCAAGUAGACUGAGACAUAGCUGCAAACUUAUUGUGGAGAAAAAAACAAUGAUAUUAAUUAGUCAAGAAACAUUUAAAUUGUAUUGCUUUAUUUUACUAUUUUAUUCAAUAGAAUCGACUGCACUAUUGUUAGGUUACUGCUAAAUGUGAUUGUUUAAAUGUUUAAUAUUACCGUGCAUUAUGUUAGUUGUAUUAUAUUGAUGUCUUUAGAAAGAAACAAUUAUGUAAUAUCUUUAUGCAGGGUGUCUUAAAAGAAAUGAAACCCACAAAAUUGCAAAAAUACAUUGAAAUAAACCUUAACAUCUAGCUAAAGGCCUCAAAUGUCAGUACUCAAUUGUUAUUAUAUGAGAUCACAGAAAAUGAUAAUAUUUUUAACGUAUUUUAUUUUAGUAAUAAAUGAGUUUCAUUUAUUUUGGGACACCUUGUAUAUAGUAUACAUAGUGUAUAGUGUCUUAAUUAUGAAUAUAUACACAUAAUAAAAAUAAAUGUAGUUUAAAUGCAAGCACUGUUAUCAUUAUGUUUUUGGAAUUGAUCUUUCUCCAUAAAUUUCGAAUUCCAGAAUCUAGAACAAUACACUGUUUGUGUGGUCCUGUGUUCUCGCUCAACAAUACCUAGCUAAUAGGCGUUAAUGGAUAAUUAUUGACGAUCUUACCAACCCGGGUGUGUCCCGGUAUACACCCAUGUAAACUUAGCAAUUGAAUAAGAAUAGUUACUACGAGUUUCAAUACUUCUAACCAAUUAUUGCUA